This is a messenger RNA of Solea solea (common sole), 3441 nucleotides long. RefSeq names its product WD repeat domain, phosphoinositide interacting 1 (gene wipi1). The coding region runs from base 267 to 1631 and encodes 454 amino acids. Gene Ontology annotation, cellular component: cytosol; phagophore assembly site membrane; extrinsic component of membrane. Gene Ontology annotation, biological process: autophagy of mitochondrion; protein lipidation; protein localization to phagophore assembly site. Gene Ontology annotation, molecular function: phosphatidylinositol-3-phosphate binding; protein binding; phosphatidylinositol-3,5-bisphosphate binding. Lineage: Eukaryota; Metazoa; Chordata; Actinopteri; Pleuronectiformes; Soleidae. The transcript has 13 exons. The record is from RefSeq and is a predicted model, not a curated record.
UCAGCUGUUCUUGUUGUGCUUCUUUUUUUCCCCCCGCGGGCUCUGGACCGACAGACGUUUCCGAAGAAAGCCCCGCUCUUCAUCCACAUCCAGCGGAGAAAACUCACCGCCCUCCUCCUCUUCCUCUCUUUCUCUCUUCCACAUCGGCUGAUCCUUUAUUCUUCCACAUUGGAGUCGUCUUCCGCCGACAUCGAGCGAAGAGGUGCAGCCGAUCCCAGGCCUCCAGUCCAGGGCGGAGGGAGGGGAGGAGGUCGCUGGGUAUCGGGAUGGAGGUCGCAGAGGGAGCUGCAGAGGGAGCUGCAGAGGGAGCUCCCGGGCCGAGAGGAGCGGACGGGCCGGGGCUCAGUUUCGGCUGCGCCUCUUUCAACCAGGACUCCACGUCACUGGCUGUGGGAACAAAGACUGGCUACAAGCUGUUUUCUCUGACCAUGGUGGAAAAACUGGACUGCGUCCAUGAGAGUGAGUCUCCAGAUGUCUACAUCGUGGAGCGUCUCUUCUCCAGCAGUCUGGUCGUCGUGGUGAGCACCACCGCGCCGCAGCGAAUGAACAUCUACCACUUCAAGAAGGGGACAGAGAUCUGCAACUACAGCUACCCCAACGACAUCCUCGCUGUCAAGCUCAACAGACAGAGACUGGUGGUGUGCCUUGAAGAGUCCAUUUAUAUCCACAACAUCAAAGACAUGAAGCUGCUCAAGACUCUGCUUAACACUCCGUCCAACCCCUCAGGUCUCUGUGCUCUGUCCAUCAAUCAUUCCAACUCCUACCUGGCCUAUCCUGGAAGUGUCACCAUUGGAGAGAUCGUCGUGUAUGACGCCAACAAUUUGAACACAGUGGCAAUGAUUCCAGCUCAUGACAGUCCUGUGGCAGCUCUCACCUUCAACGCCUCGGCCACCAAACUCGCCAGCGCCUCAGAGAGGGGCACCGUCAUCCGAGUCUUCUCCAUUCCUGAGGGCACGCGUCUCUUUGAGUUCCGCCGAGGCAUGAAGAGGUACGUCAGUAUACGAUCACUAUCCUUCAGCCCGGAUGGUCAGUUCCUCUGUGCUUCCAGCAACACGGAGACAGUACACAUAUUUAAACUGGAACAACAGGCACCAAGUGGAGCAGAGGAGGCUGCCACCUGGACAGCCUAUGUGGGGAAGGUGUUUUCCGCAGCCAGUAGCUACCUCCCUGCUCAGGUGUCUGGCAUGAUGAGCCAGGACCGGGCCUUUGCCACAGUCCAUCUCCUCUCGUCAGACCAGAGGAACGUGUGCACCUUGGCUACGAUCCAGAAGCUUCCUCGGCUGCUCGUGGCCACGGUCAGCGGCCAGCUGUUCAUCUAUGAUGUGGAUCCACUGGAUGGAGGCGAGUGCGUGUUGGCCCACAAACACAGGCUCUUUGGCGUUGAUGAUGACCAGGAUGAAGGACCAGAGUGGGAGGGAUCAGAGAUCACAGGUCCAGCACAAACCUGUCCGUCCUAUGCUGCCACGGCUGCCUUACCAGCCUCUGGACCAGUCACUGCCACACUUACUGGUUAUUCUGAAGAUGGAGGAGCAAAGAAAGGCGAAGUCAUUCCAGAACACGAGUUUGCUGCUGGCCCCGUGUGUCUGGACGACGAGAAUGAGUUUCCUCCUGUGAGCAUUCAGAAGUGCUAACUGUUAGCAACAGCUCGUUUGUCUAUGACAGAUUAAUUGGUGCCGUGACGGGACUGGAGUCGGCACCGGGAGGCGCUCAUGAGUGGGUACAAGGACAGACAGACAGACGGACAGACAGACAUGUUGUUUUUGAUCAGCAUUAACGUUCUUGUACGGACAUGGGAAGCAACACACCGGGACCACAGCUUGGUUCUCCUGUUACGUGAUGACUGUGUUAAGGAGAUGGUUCUGUUUUUUUAAAGCGUAGUUGUUGAGGUUGCGUUGAGAGACAGAUGCUCUGAUCUGUCAGUGGGGACACGAGGAAAAACAUGGGCGUCCACCCUCCUCGUCCAAGAUAGAAACAUCCAAAAAUGCGUGGAAUCCUCGAGGUUUUAGUCACUUAACAAAAGACUCGUAUGUCUGUUUGAAUCUAUCUUCACUCUUUGCUCUUGUGGCUAAAUCCCUGUUCUGAUUUGAAAAUCAAGUUUGUAAGUUGCUAGCCUGGUUUGAUUUCACUCUGCAGAUACUUCUGGCAAAGACGGCGUUUCGGCCAACGACAGAAUCUCCAUAAAAAGGGAACCAAUCACAAACCCCGGUGUAGAGACGUGGUCUUAGUGCAACAACAGAAGCGACAUCGUGGCCACAGAGGAGCAGCUGCCUCUGCUUUGGCCGUUGCUUCCAUUUUAAAUAACGUGCUCCACAGAAAAACGACGCUGCUAUUUCAGUACUGAUUUAGUCUAUGGUCGAGGGGCAGUGAGCGGUUACCAUAGCGACAUAAAUGUGUUGGACAGCCAUUUAACGCAAUGUCAGUAUGUUUUUCUGUGUUAAGUGACUAAGAUCUGUUUUUCCUUGUGUCCUCACCGUCCCCCAUAGGUUCUAUUUUCACUGGCUGGUUGUGCACACAGUGCUUGACGUGGACACUUGUUAACUGGCCCAGCGUGCACUAACUGACGUCCACCUGUUCUUUUACCGUUAAACAAGAACGGGAAAUAUUGGAAGUGUUUAAACCGUUUGGCUGAUCUUUAGUGAUAUUCACUGACCUCUUGCCACAUUUGUGCAUAAUCCCAGGACACAAAAUAUAAUCAACUAUGUGCUUGAUGUUUAAAUAUUAAUAUUUUAAAUCUAAAUAUAUAAGGUGGCAACAAGCGUAACAUGAGUCCAGUGUUGAGUUAUUUUAAUAUGGACUAAAUAUUGAAAGAAAUCGAUGUUUGUGAACAUCGCUAACAUCUUCUAGUAUGAUUUAGUGUUUAUUGAUUUAUUUAUAGCGACAUAUGGAUAAGGGGAAAACUGGCAGUUCACACGCUGUCAGUGCUGUCGGUGCCUCAUACAGCCAUGCUCCUAAAAAACAUGGACCGGCUCCUUAAAGCUCCACUUCUUCAUUCAUUAUAGCACCAACUAUACCUGUAAACAUCAGCUGUGAACUGGGAGGAUACGUCACAUUUUAAAAGAGAAAAAUCAGGGAGUUUGUGCUUGAUGAAAAUAUGAGGCGCAUGCUGGAGCAUUAAAUGCAGUAUAACCACAAUUUUAGUAGCUGUAUUAUUAUGUUUUAAUUAUUUGCAUUACUGUAGCAACAUUUUAUUUCUCUUGUCAAUAAUAUUUUAGUUUACAAAUGUUUUUUCUAUUGUAUUCUGUAUUGUAUUUUACUGUAUUGACAUGUAUUGACUCCUGAUGGUGUGUAUGUACUGUAUGUUUGUACCGAUUAUCAUUUCUAAAGGUGCAAAAAGGAAUUUGCUAAUUGCACAAAACCAAAAAAGUCAAAGAGAUAAUAUGAAUAAAAUAAUUAAAAUGAAUCAUGACAAGUAUAAAAUAAACACAGUGGAGUAAGAAUGCA